Pyricularia oryzae 70-15 is the source of this 459-nucleotide messenger RNA. RefSeq lists its product as uncharacterized. The coding region runs from base 63 to 272 and encodes 69 amino acids. The record is from RefSeq and is a predicted model, not a curated record. The transcript has a single exon. NCBI's taxonomy places the organism in Eukaryota, Fungi, Ascomycota, Sordariomycetes, Magnaporthales, Pyriculariaceae.
AUAACCCUUGUUUUUUUUUUUUUCUUAUUCUACAACUUGCCAGUAGCACCUUGUGUGUCAACAUGGUCAUGUUGGCAUACUCCUGUGCCGGCAAAUCCACCGGGGUUCAACUGGCAUUCUCUGCUGCAAUAAUCUACGACUUCUGGUUCGGAGGCCUGGCUGCUUUCACCAGCGACGAAUCCUGGGGAUGUUUGUCCGAUGGGAGGGAGGUUUUAACGGAUCCCUCUGUCGAACCAGCAUUAACAACAUGCGUCAAAGCGGCAACAGCGUAAAGAGUUUUGAUAUACAUUGUUUUAAAGAGGAAUAAAGGACGGUGCUGCAAAGAACUUUAAUUUUGGGGUGGAUUACAAUAACGGUGCAACGUUCUAAGACAUAAGGAUUGUUGGAAUAUAGUAGAUGCAGAUGUGAAAGCAGUCCUAAGAUUAGUCCAGCAAGUGGUUUAUACAUGAUCGAUAUUGU